AUGAUUAACUCUGGUGAGCUGGAGCAAGCAAUCCAUAGAGACAUUGGAAAGAGGGGACUCGAAACCUUGUUUCCAAUCGUUUGCGGGUCUUUACAGAGAAGCGCUAGCUUGAUUCAACGUUGUAAUUCGAUUGCCAUUUUGACCGGAUUUAACAUACCACCCCAAGAAACAGAUGGUCCUCCGGGGGCAAUUGCCCUGGCAAGGGCUCUUUCUUUUCUUGGUAAAAGGGCGAUUUUCGUAGCUGAUGACUACUGUCAUGAUGUGUUGGCAGCUGGAAUAAAAGCCUCUGAUCAAUGCUAUUUAAACUCGGCAUCCUUUCCCAUUGAAGUUUUCCACAAAGAAGUCAACGAUCCUGAAAAAGCCCGCAUGAAAAGCGAAGCCCUGUGCAGAAAAUACAAUGUCGAUUGUAUGAUUUCAAUAGAACACGUGGGUCCCUCUUAUUCUGAUGGGCGAUUAUAUAGAAUGAACGGACUUGACACAACAGCAAAUGAAGGUUAUUCUUAUGUUUUCUUCGAGACACUUGACAAGAUCAAUAUCCCGAAAGUGGCCAUAGCAGACGGUGGGAAUGAGCUUGGAUGUGCCAAGAUUCUGGACUCCCUUCUUGAUAGCUCAAUAUGCAAGAUUCCGAAUAUUGAUAAAAUAGCAUGUAGAACCUCGUGUGACGAGCUGAUCCUUGCAGGUGUUUCCAAUUGGGGAGGAUAUGCCCUUUCAUUACUUAUAUCGCAAACAAAAGAGAUCCUCUGCGUCGACGCAGAGCGAAGCAUCCUAAAAGCAAUCGUUGAUGCAGGCGCGGUUGAUCCAAGAAAUGGCUCUGCAAUGUUUGUUGAUGGAUUGGCUUUUGAUCCAAUCCAUGCAGAUGUGAUCGCUGCACUUUUGAAAUGA
Molecule: messenger RNA, 882 nt
Organism: Mitosporidium daphniae
Lineage: Eukaryota; Fungi; Microsporidia
Exons: 1
Coding region: 1-882 (293 amino acids)
Source: RefSeq, a predicted model, not a curated record